Cyprinodon variegatus (sheepshead minnow) is the source of this 2803-nucleotide messenger RNA. RefSeq names its product fragile X mental retardation syndrome-related protein 1-like (gene fxr2). Gene Ontology annotation, biological process: central nervous system development; positive regulation of translation; regulation of translation at postsynapse, modulating synaptic transmission. Gene Ontology annotation, molecular function: mRNA 3'-UTR binding; protein homodimerization activity; translation regulator activity. The coding region runs from base 647 to 2653 and encodes 668 amino acids. Gene Ontology annotation, cellular component: membrane; growth cone; dendritic spine. The transcript has 17 exons. NCBI's taxonomy places the organism in Eukaryota, Metazoa, Chordata, Actinopteri, Cyprinodontiformes, Cyprinodontidae. The record is from RefSeq and is a predicted model, not a curated record.
UUCUAGCGGCGUGUGUUUGAGGGGUCGGGCGGCUGGUGAGGGAUAGUCGCCGGGCGGUUGCACGUUUCAAACGCGAUUUAAGAAAGAGACACCGCCGAAAAUUACACUUGAGGUUAAAGAAACCCUCCCCCUCGGUGACGACCUCAGUGUAGUUGUUGAAUGCAGCGUCUGCGCCACAAGAGAACGCAGCCCGGCUACUAGCCAGCUAGCUUCAUCCCUGAAAACUGACGGCGUCUGGUUUCUGAGAGCUAGCCUCCCAGCUAUUUAUUUAGCAGCUAACAUAAUUUAGGGUGUUUCUCGUCCUCGCGCAUCCGACAGUUAAGCCUCCGCUUACGUUUGUGCCUUUCAGUUAAGUUCAGAAUCCCACAUUUGGCCAAAAACACCCCCCACCCCCCCUUCUUCGUAAACUAGCUGCCAACCGUAGACAGCAUUUGCGUUGCUUGUUGUGAUACCCAUCACACCCAUCUAUCCAGCCCUUUCACCUCUAUCCCUUCCACCUUUUUUUCCCCCUCCACCCGUAACACUGGAAAUCUCGAAGCGGCCAGAGAGCGGCGAAGGGCCGGUGAAGCUGGGAACGGCUCCGGACUCGCAGGGAGUCGCAACGUUUACGGACAACAAACACAGCCGUGGGGAUCUACCGAAAAGCAUGGACGGGCUGGCCGUGGAGGUUCGCGGCUCAAAUGGGGCCUUUUACAAGGGUUUUAUCAAAGAUGUCCAUGAAGACUCACUCACUAUUGUAUUUGAAAACAACUGGCAGCCUGAGAGACAGCUGCCCUUCAGCGACGUGCGGCUGCCUCCACCUGCCGACUACCACAAGGAUAUCGGUGAAGGCGAGGAGGUGGAGGUAUACUCCAGAGCCAAUGAACAGGAGCCAUGUGGGUGGUGGCUGGCACGGGUCAGAAUGAUGAAGGGGGAGUUCUACGUAAUCGAAUAUGCAGCGUGUGAUGCCACAUAUAAUGAGAUUGUCACGUCAGAGCGCAUCAGGCCUCUCAACCCCAACAGUCCUGCCUCCCGAAACACUUUCCACAAGGUCACCAUCCCCAUCCCAGAAGACCUGAGGGAAAUAUGUGCAACUGACGGGAUUCACAAGGACUUCAGAAAAGCAAUUGAAGCUAACUGCAUCUUCUAUAGCGCUCAAACAAAUGAGCUCGUUGUUCUGUCCACAAAUGAGACGACCAUAAAGCGUGCAACACUUUUGAGUGACAUGCAUUUCCGCAGCAUCCGUACCAAACUCAUCCUAAUGUCCCGCAACGAAGAAGCCACUAAACAUUUGGAGACCAGUAAGCAACUGGCGGCAGCAUACCAAGAAGAGGUCAAAGUCAGGGAGGACCUAAUGGGUCUCGCCAUCGGCUCCCAUGGUGCCAACAUCCAGCAGGCCAGAAAGGUGCCUGGUGUUACAGCCAUUGAGCUGGAAGAGAAAAGUUGUACUUUUAGGAUCUAUGGAGAGACCCCUGAGGCUGUGAAGCAAGCUAGAGAAUAUCUUGAGUUCAAAGAAGACUACUUUCAGGUACCCAGGAACCUUGUAGGCAAAGUCAUCGGCAAGAACGGCAAAGUCAUUCAGGAGAUAGUGGACAAGUCUGGUGUGGUCCGCGUCCGCAUCGAGGGAGACAACGACAAAAAGCUCCCCCGUGAGGAGGUAGGCAGGCAGGGGGCUGGCAGAGACGACACUGCCAGCAGCAAAGAGGGCAUGGUUCCCUUUGUGUUUGUUGGAACUAAGGAGAACAUCAGCAAUGCUCAAGCCUUGUUGGAGUACCAUGUUUCUUACCUCCAGGAAGUGGAGCAGCUGCGCCUCGAGCGUCUCCAGAUAGACGAGCAACUCCGUCAAAUUGGGGUGGGAUACCGUGCUCCUCCCAGCCGGACCGGAGGUCCCGCAGGUGACCGGGAGAAAGGCUACACUACAGAUGAGAGCAGCAACUCACUCCAUGCAUCCCGUACCUAUGGCGGGCGCGGCAGAGGACGAAGGCCCUCUAACAACCAGUAUUCCGGAUACGGCACCAACUCUGAAUUGUCAAACGCUUCUGAGUCAGAGGAUGUUAAUGAUCGAGAGACGAGACCCCGCGGCAUCAGUGGGGAUGAGAGAGGCUCCAGACGGGGUGGCAGGGGCCGAGGUACCAACUCAGGACGAGGGCGUGGGGGCCCUGCUGCCAAACCUUCCAAUUCUAUCAGCUCAGUUCUAAGGGAUCCAGACAGUAACCCAUACUCUCUGCUGGAGGGAGAGGCAGAGCUUGCAGAUGCUGACCUUAGUGAGGGCAUGGGAGGGGACCGCCACAGACGAUCCCGCCGUCGACGCAACGAUCAAGAGCCUAGUGUGAUAGACGCUGCUGGAGAGUCGGAUAAUCAGGCCGGCCCCAGUGAGAACGGACUAGAUGAUGAAGCUCGACCUCAGCGCCGAAACCGGAGCCGCCGCCGCCGGAACCGUGGCAGCCGCCCAGAGGGAGGGUCAGCUAGCCGUGACAGACAGCCAGCAGAAAGUGUGACCGUUGCUGACUACAUAUCCCGUCCUGAGUCCCAGAGCAGACAGAAUCUGCCCCAGAAGGAGAACCAAACUGGACCUGAACUCAAGGAGAACGGAACCAGCUCAAAGGAGGAGCGGACGCCAUCAAAGCGUUCUCCGAGCAAGGAGACGCCGACUUUGGUCAACGGGGUCUCAUAAGGAGAAUGGCCCCAUCCCUCGCGAAACCCAAGUCUCAAGCAAGACUCCAUGGCAAACUGUGUCCCUGCUUGCAUUAAGUUAAACCUUAAAGUGAUGAAAAGUACCUGACAAAAUACCUGAGUUCAUACUGAGAUGGAAAAAGUUAAAAAA